ACCCUUCUAAUGCCACAAUCUAUGCGAUAGAAACUUUGGUAACAAUUCUUACUCUUUAUCUGUACUUGGAAAUAACAAGUCUGAAAAAGGAAUCAACAUUCAAGAAUCAAAUUCAAAAGAUACAGAAGAUUUUGCCACAAAUUCCUCUAAUACAGACAUGAUGUCCCAGCAUGCAGCCUUGACCAGCCUGUUUGGUGAUGACCCUUUCUUCAGCCAGGAGCGGCUGCUUUGGCCAGUGCGACACGAGGCUCUUCCCUCACUGCAGCAAGACUUCUUCGAUCUGAGAACCAAGCUGGCUGACAGUCUCCUGAAGGAGCUUCAUGAUGGACCUCACCUGCCUAGACUUUGCCAGUUCCCUCUCAUUUCCAACACUUUGAUGAAGUUUGAUGAUGCUGAGCAGAAGAGAGAGGCAACCAGUACAGAGUUACAGAGAAACAAUGACGACCUCCUGGUGACCCUAGAUGCACGUGGUUAUUCUCCCAGUGACAUCACUGUCAAAUUGGAGGGGCGGAGCCUAGCAGUGGUUGCCAUGAAGCAGGCUGGAGCAGAAGAGACGCAGUCUUGUUCUUCCUCCUCCUCCUGUGCUUCCUUCUGCUCUUCUGCUUCGUCAAAGAUGGGAUUCGCCCAGAAGAUCAACCUGCCAGCUCACCUGGAUCUGUCCGGCCUCUCCUGCUCCCUGAUGGAUAAUGGACAGCUGCGUAUUCAUGCCCCUGCAGCUAAACAUCCAACCAGUGAGGAGAGCCAGGUGCCCAUUCGCUUCAGGACAUCUCUGGAGUUUCCCGUUAACAAAGACAAGACAGAAGAGGAACUCUAACCAGAAAUACAUAAGAUACAUCCUGUCACAAUUUUUAAUCAAAGAAAAUAUACAAAUGUUUACCCAACAAACAAUUGCACUCAUACUUCCAUUAAAGACUCUCUUCUAAAAUUAUUUCACACAUAAUAUUUACUUUGUAUUUGUAAACUGUCUAAAUUUUAAAAGUGAAAUAAAGUGUUUACAUUUUCAGUAAAUGAUUUUUUUUUUAUUACGAGUUACAUUUGUGAGUGUAACAUUUUCUUCAUCUUUAACUUUAUUGUCCCCUAAGGAAACUUUGCUCCACUGCUAGGUAAAGCAAAGCAUGAUAAUACACAAUCGCAUAGAGUCCACAAGGAAUGCUAAAAUUUAUAAAGACAUGCACAUUCAACAUCCCAGUGUUUCUUUUAAUAAGCUGACUUUGUCAAGCCAGCUUCUCUGUCAGGCUA
Messenger RNA from Cheilinus undulatus (humphead wrasse), 1239 nucleotides. It is a transcript of the gene hspb9, whose product is annotated as heat shock protein, alpha-crystallin-related, 9. Gene Ontology annotation, molecular function: protein folding chaperone. Lineage: Eukaryota; Metazoa; Chordata; Actinopteri; Labriformes; Labridae. Gene Ontology annotation, biological process: response to heat; protein refolding. The record is from RefSeq and is a predicted model, not a curated record. The transcript has 2 exons. The coding region runs from base 158 to 814 and encodes 218 amino acids.